AUGGGCGUAGACCUCACCGGAGUGCAGAAGAAGAAGCGGGUGGUACGCCACCACACCUACUCGACGAACCCGUACAUAAAGCUUCUCAUCAAGCUGUACAAGUUCCUUGGGAAACGUACCAAUUCCCCAUUCAAUAAGCUCAUUCACAAGCGUCUGCUCAAGAGCCGUAACAACCGUGCGCCCAUCUCACUCAGCCGCAUUGCUGUCUGCAUGAGGCGCCGCACCGUAUGGCUUAAGAAGGGGAAGAAGUCACCAAUUGCCGUCAUUGUUGGUGACGUGCUCGAUGAUGUUCGCAUGACCCGCAUUCCAGCCCUCCGUAUCUGCGCCCUCCGCUUCUCGAAGAGCGCCCGCGAGCGCAUUACUGGUGCUGGUGGCGAGUGCUUAACCUUUGAUCAGCUUGCGAUGAUGGCACCGACGGGGAAAAACACGAUGUUGCUCCGUGGCCGUAAGUCUGGACGCGAAUCAGUGAAACACUUUGGCGCUGCAGGUGUUCCUGGAAGCCACGCGAAACCGCAUGUGUCGUCACGUGGAAAGGAAAGGCAGCGCUCGAGCAAACGGCGUCACGCCUUCCGUCACAAGUAG
This is a messenger RNA of Trypanosoma brucei brucei TREU927, 582 nucleotides long. Its product is annotated as 60S ribosomal protein L18, putative. NCBI's taxonomy places the organism in Eukaryota, Euglenozoa, Kinetoplastea, Trypanosomatida, Trypanosomatidae. Gene Ontology annotation, molecular function: structural constituent of ribosome; RNA binding. Gene Ontology annotation, biological process: translation. The transcript has a single exon. Gene Ontology annotation, cellular component: ribosome; cytosolic large ribosomal subunit. The coding region runs from base 1 to 582 and encodes 193 amino acids. The record is from RefSeq and is a predicted model, not a curated record.